AUGUUCAAGAAAAAGCCCACAAUCAAAACACUUGCUCCUCUUCGUUCUUCGGACCGACGAAAAAUCGCUGAUCAAAUAAUUGAGCAGUAUAAAGUACCGCUUCCCCCACCAUCCCCCACAGCAAAUCCAAAUGACGUGAAAGCAACAGACGAGGCACCUGCCCCAACUGUUGCUACUAUUCGCAAUGCUCUUCUUCCCGAAAAUACCCAAUCAGGCCGCUUUACUACAACAGUUGGCCCCGAGCUUCGGCCGGUGCAAGGGACCCUGUAUGUCGGUGCUCACCCCGAGCGCGAAGAAAGAGUAUUGUGGUUCAGGCUUGAGCAAGGGCCCGGAACAGACGGUCGUAUAUAUCCCACGGUAUAUACACUAUGGCACAACCCUGGCGUCAUCCCAUUGCUGCACACACAGGCGCCUGUAAUGGAGAAGCUGUAUGGCGGCGCGGACCUUAUGAUUCCUGGCUUGACUAACGGGCCUCCUUUCCCUGAGGGGUUACAAAAAGGCACAGUGGUAGCGGUAGCCAAUAUCGAGAGACCAAGCGUGCCUACGUUUGUUGGGGUAUGCGAAAUUGAUAUUUCGAGGCUUACCGCAGUCCAUGGAGUUAAAGGGCAUGCUGUUAGAGGAAUGCAAUGGGAGGGAGAUGAAUUAUGGGGCUGGAGCUCCGCUGGUCAAACUGGCCAAGCCGCUCCAGAACGGCUUCACGGCUGGCUAAGCACUCCCAAAGAUUUAGGAACGGCCAUGAAUGAGCUGAACCUAGUGAAAGAUGAUGACGAGGAAAGUCUUCGGGGUGAAUUAGAUGGCGGGAUAACCCUAGACGGGGAAAAGGAGGAAGUUGAAAGCGGCGAGCCUGAGAAGGAGCCAACCACAAAAGAAAUUGAUGAGGCUUUCGUCAAAGCAUUUCUAUAUGCUCUUUAUUGCCAAAAGGAGAAGCAUCCCAACCCACCAUACGGACUUUCAUUCCCCAUUCAGCCUUCUUUUGUCGUCUCAAACCUCAUCACGCCAUUCUUACCAAUCUACACCUCACAACAAACCCAGUAUUACCAGAUCAAGAAAACUUCCUGGAAGAAUGUUAAGAAAUUUGUCAAGUAUCUUGACAAAGAGAAGCUUAUCAAAUCCAAAGAUCGCAGUGGAGGGGAAACAAUAAUACAGGAUGUCGAUUUUGAAGAUACCAGGUUGCUUGAGUUUAAGCCCUACAAAUUACCACCAAGGUCUGAGGCCGUGAGCAAGCAACCCGGCAAGGCUCCAUCCACUCCCGCGGCCGGGCAAAUAUUCGAUGUUAAAACUCUCUACCGACCCAGCGGCAAGCUUAUCCCAGAUCUGUUUCCGCCUCUGGCGAACACCGACGUGAAUAAUUACUAUUCAGCAACCGACGUAUCAAAGCGAUUAAAUGAUUACCUCUCGUCGCAAGAUCCUCCAAUCAUCUCGUCAUCAAACCCUAGAAUUAUCCACCUUAAUCCCUUCAUCAGCAACAAGGUACUCUCUUCCAACUCUCAGACAGACAUUGCGAUACUAUCCCGUGGUACGAUUCCACGAGACACGCUGCUUAAAAGGCUGCUUGAAGAUCCAUCGCUCUGUGCACCCUUUCACGCGAUUCUCAAGCCCAACCAGACUAUAAAAGAUGUGAAGCCAAAAGCGGGCGCUCUUCCCAAAGUUUCGCUAUUGAUCGAGCGCCGGACAGGUUCGAAGCUUGUGACGAGAAUAACUGGGCUAGAAACCUUUGGGGUCUCACCGCAAAUGCUGGCUGAUGAGUUGCAAAAGAAAUGUGCCAGUAGCACCAGUGUGACUCAAGCCGUUGGUGCAGCGAAGGGCUGCAUGGAAGUAUUGAUACAAGGGGACCAUCGUCGAACGGUGGAGAAAUCGCUGGGAGAUCGAGCUGUCAAGUCUCAAUGGAUUGACAUUGUAGAUAAAUCCCAGAAGAAAGCCGCAGGUGGGAGAUAG
This is a messenger RNA of Ophidiomyces ophidiicola, 1935 nucleotides long. RefSeq lists its product as uncharacterized. The record is from RefSeq and is a predicted model, not a curated record. The transcript has 3 exons. Gene Ontology annotation, molecular function: translation initiation factor activity. NCBI's taxonomy places the organism in Eukaryota, Fungi, Ascomycota, Eurotiomycetes, Onygenales, Onygenaceae. Gene Ontology annotation, biological process: translational initiation; formation of translation preinitiation complex. The coding region runs from base 1 to 1935 and encodes 644 amino acids.